AUGAAUACAUUUCAAACCCCUCCGCCGGCUAUACCUACGUCCCAACCUCCUGCCGGCCUGAACGGCAACCAGAUGAUCACACUGGUGAUCAUCUGCUUGGCUAUGAUACUCAUCUUUGUGGGUAUCAUAACUUGUUUGUGUUUUGGGCGUUUGGCGAGAGUCAAGCGCCACGCCGAUGCGGAGAGCGGCGCCCUCGAAUUUGCGAUCUGUCAGUCGAAGUGGAAAACACUGUUCGAAUUCGGCCCGAUUUUGCUGUUGCCAUGCAGGGUCUUGUGCGGCUGGGGCAAGCCCGAAAAGCCCAAGCCAAACAUUAUCUUGCAGCGGCCAUUGGCUGAAGAGGCAGGAGGAGCUGAGGGAGCUGGCACAAGCUCUCGACCUAUUGAGUGGUCCACUGAGACUGCAAACUUCACCGUAAUUCCUUCGGGGUAUCGGAUCGUUGACAUUUGGACACGCACUCACCACUCCCACGCCGGCGCACAGAAUGCCCAAGGGAAUGCUACCAGUUAG
This is a messenger RNA of Penicillium oxalicum, 507 nucleotides long. RefSeq lists its product as uncharacterized. The record is from RefSeq and is a predicted model, not a curated record. The coding region runs from base 1 to 507 and encodes 168 amino acids. Lineage: Eukaryota; Fungi; Ascomycota; Eurotiomycetes; Eurotiales; Aspergillaceae. The transcript is spliced from 2 exons.